This is a messenger RNA of Anopheles coustani, 5755 nucleotides long. It is a transcript of the gene mthl1, whose product is annotated as probable G-protein coupled receptor Mth-like 1. The record is from RefSeq and is a predicted model, not a curated record. The coding region runs from base 800 to 2599 and encodes 599 amino acids. Gene Ontology annotation, cellular component: membrane. Gene Ontology annotation, biological process: cell surface receptor signaling pathway; G protein-coupled receptor signaling pathway. Gene Ontology annotation, molecular function: G protein-coupled receptor activity. The transcript has 8 exons. NCBI's taxonomy places the organism in Eukaryota, Metazoa, Arthropoda, Insecta, Diptera, Culicidae.
UGGUUGCUCUGGGAAAGCAUUGGCGGUAACGGAACGAAAGGCCGCGUCUUAUAUCGCAGUGUCAUCGGUUUUCGCGCCACAGAAAGCAACACGGAGGGUUCCGGCAAACACUAGGUGCAACCCCGACUGUCUUCUAUUUCUGUCCGUGUUCGUGUUCCUGCCAUCUAGAUCAUCAUCACAACCAAUCCCUCCCGUGCCCUCCCCUCUCCUCUUAUUUUCCUAGGUCAACGUCGUAUGAAUCACGACACCGGCGAUCGUCGGAAGAAAAUCGCACGCAAGGAAGCGUGUCCCUCUUAACAUCGCAGUCCAUCGGUCCACAAGAUCGAGACACAAUUGUGGUGCUGUGUUAGGAAUAUAAAAAAAAUAGGAAAAACAAACAGCGCAGGAAAAAAAGAGUGACGAGCGUAGUGAAGUCGGUCGACGCAGCAUAAGUCGAUCGACGAUCGAGAAGCGAUAGAAAAGAAAAGAAAAACGGGUGGAGGAAAUACAUGUGCGUUAUGGUGAUGGCGAUGGAGAUGAUGCACAGUUGGUUGCGUUCCUGCGCUCGUCCGAUUUCAUCGUGAUCUGUGCCAUUCGGUGAAGAAUGUGAAGUGGAAAAGUGAAGCUACCCAAACGGGGAAGUGCGUGAAAAAAGAAAGAGGUAAUUGUCCGUCCAAUCGCGAGUGAGCAAAAAGAAAGAGGAGAAGAAAAACCGCCUUUAACAUAAGAAAAGUGAAGCAAACGACAGGAAACGACAACAAGACGAGCCACAUAUCGGAGCGUCCCAACGGGUGGAAAUAAAAACAAGCUUUGACCAAAAAUGAACGGCCUAGUUUCGCUGGUCGCGAUCGUGGCCCUGUGCGUGGUCCUUCCCUCCUCGCAGGCUGGCACCCGCCCGCAGGAGGUGCUCAUCAACAAAUGCUGUCGACUGGGCGAGUACUACAACGCGACCGAUCGGGUGUGCGUGGCCGGAGGGAUCGCAAAAUGGGUGCCCAAGAUCUUCCUGCCGGGCAAAGGGCAGCUCUUUAAGGAUCGCGGGGCUUCGCCACCGUUCAUGAAGUUCGCCGAACAGCAACUACCGGCGGGCUGCGCCAUCCCCACCGUGCACGAGGUCAGCCUGGUGACGCUGAUGGGCAACGGAUCGCUGUUCCUCGACCAAAAGCACGUCCUGGUGCCGGUUGCGGACUACUGUAUCGAUGAGCGGGUGGCUCUGGUGUGCCCGGCCGUCGAUGCCCAGAUGGACUCGCUGCAGGCGCCGGAGAAGACGAGCGUGGUGUUGCGAUGCUGCGGGACGAACUUUGCCUACGACAAGGGCAACCGGACGUGCUCGAAGUUGGCGCGGGGCCACGAGCUGUUCGAUUCGCGCAUCAUCCACUCACCGUACGUGGAGCUGAGCUACGGGUUUCCGGCCUGCAAGGAGCACGCGAUCGCCGGCGUGUUCGACGAGACGCGGCUUCAGGAGCAGACCGGUUCGGUGACCACCGACUCCGGGAAGAUUUUCGCCUCGGGCGAGUUCUGUCUCGAGCACUUGCGGGACGACGAUCGGAAGGUGUACGUGUUCACCUGCUCCGAGCACUUCCAGCCGGCCUCGGUGCCCAUCGCCAAGCAGGACGGUCGACUGGCGCUGUAUUCGGCGGGUCUACUCAUUUCGACCAUCUUCCUGGCGGCAACGCUGGCCACCGGACUGCUCGUGCCGUCGCAACACCACGUGCUGCACUGGCGCUGCCAGACGCACUACGUGGCCUGCCUGCUGGUGGGCGAUCUGCUGCUGGCCAUCACUCAACUCUCCGGCAACUCCAUCACCGGUCCGGCCUGCACGAUGAUAGCGAUCAUGAUGCACUUCUUCUUCCUGGCGGCGUUCUUCUGGCUCAACACGAUGUGCUUCAAUAUCUGGUGGACCUUCCGUGAUCUACGGCCAACGUCGCUGGAGAAAAGCCAGGAAGUCUGCCGGCUCCGGAUCUACGAGGUGUACGCGUGGGGUGUUCCGCUGGUCAUUGCCGGCGUCGCGGCCAUCCUGGACAACCUGCCGGACAGCAACGAUACCUACUUGCGGCCACGGUUCGGUGAAGCCAAGUGCUGGUUCUACGGUAACAUGGAAAUGCUGACCUACUUCUUUGGCCCGAUUGGCAUCCUGCUCUUCAUCAAUCUGCUACUGUUCGCCUCAACUGCGCGCCAGUUGACCUGUGGCCUAUGGAAGCGGGACGACGUGAAAUCAACCACGGAACGCCGCGGUUUGGUUUCUUCUCCCUCUUACAGUGCGGCGCUGGGGCGCGUCUGCUUGAAGCUGGUCGUCGUCAUGGGAGUCACCUGGGUGGCGGACGUCAUCUCCUGGGCCGUCGGUGGUCCCAACUACCUUUGGAUCGUGACCGAUCUGAUCAACGCACUGCAGGGCGUGUUCAUCUUCAUUGUCGUCGGAUGUCAACCGCAGGUCUGGGCCGCCAUGAAGCGCCUCUGGAACUCGAAGACAGGUCGGUCCUUUACGAACACCACGCACGGCCCGCAGCACUCCAGCUCCUCGCACGGUCUGCCCUCGAUGGGCGAAUCGAUCACGAACAACACCUGCACGAACAACACCACCACGACGACCUCCAACCGGGUCCCGAUGGAGACGGUCUGCUGAAUGGAGCUGGAGCUGGUUCCGCUGCCGACGCUACCGGAAGAGCUGGCGGGAUAGCAUGAUCUUGCCGGCGGCAUCCCGGUAGCCGAAUGGCGUCGCGAAUCGGUAACGCUGAAUUUGUAGACUCUGGUAAGAUCACCGGGGCUUUGGAGAACUUGGGACUUCGGGGGCAAAAAAGGGGCUGCAGUGGGAGAGGAGAACUGGCCGGGACGAUCAGGGAGGACGACGAUGCCAACAUGCAGCACAAACCAUACGCGACAUGGCGACUCUCGCGAGUCGACGAAUCGACGAUCGGCCAUACUGUGAUAGACGAAUCGAUCAGCUCACAGCUAUUGUGCAAUCUUUCACAGAAGGUCGGAAUUAAGUUUUACCCCGUUGGCUAACAUUUAUACAUACCAUCUCUGCGAAGGACGAUCGGCCUAACAUGAGCUUCUCCACUGCAAGGCGACAAGUUUUCUCUUGUGUUAGACGUUCUUCUAAGGAAACGAAAACAACAACGCGUCACCCGUUCAGUCAUUAGAACAAGUUCAUCCCUUACAGCUUACGGCUAACUGCCAGAAAGGUCAAGAAAGAUCCUUACGGAGGAAUAUGAUGAGACAGGAGUCAGUUUAAGUUCCACCAAGUCAAACGCGUAAAACAAGUGAAGAAACUUUUUCCUUCCUUUCGGAACACCUCUUUUUUUGCACAACUAUAUGUGUGUGCUGGUAGUUUAUAGUAUAAACCUCCACAAAACGUAUACUAACCGUUAAUAAAUAAUAUUUAAUCGAACAAACUCAUUCUCUCACAGUUCAUAACGCGUUGCACAAGUGCUGCACCAUUUACGGGACAGUUGUCAUUCAUGGUAGAAUAGAUAAGUCAAACAUUAUGCUACAAACUCGAAUCAUAGUAGAGAGAGAUAAAGUGAUAGGCGUACAUAGAUAUGCUGUUUCUUUGUGCUCGACCUUUUUUUAUAUUUUGCCAAAAACAUAAUCCCAAAAAUCAUUUUGCAAGAAGGUAAAGCAAUUACAAAACAACCAACACAAGCGUCGAAAGCGUCUAGGCCUAGAACUUUGAGAUCCCCCCAAAAACCCUCAAUAAUGUGUACAUUUACGUUUGUUUAUUUGCAAAAUCAAGUGUAUUAUAAGGCUAUGUUGAUAACUCGCUAUGUCGAACACUUUUCGUUGUUUUGUGUACAUUUUAUUUUCACCCCGAUGGUGAUUUGCUAACGCCUGAAGAUGGUAUUUCGGUUUAGUUUUCGUUUAUUUGACCACUGCCUGCUUGCGCUAGGACGAAAAAGGUAGAGUUAAUCAACGUUACGGCCUCGCUUUUUUCUAGCUCCAGCCCAGAAAAUGGUGCCCAGCAAUGGAAAGGCAGUCUUAGGCGAUUAUUUAGAGCUUUACUUAAGAUGUAAGAUAUUCUUGUUUAACGGCACGUGGCCGUUUGGUCGUAUAAUUUUGUUUGCUUGUAAUAUUUACUUAACACACUUACACCCGCGUAUUUAUGUAAAUAGUAAUAUAGGGAACGCACUAUCUUUACUGGUUAGUAGCGAUUUGUGGGAGGAUAAUGUUUAAAAUGUGUCCGACGUGGCGUACUCGUAACGUAGCAUUUUUGUUCUAAUUGACUGAUCACACCCCAAUCGGCAUCGUGUUCAUGUGGAAACAAGUAUUGGAAACAUGAUAAACUUUGAUAAAACACAUGUUCCUCCCCCUACUCCCGAGGGGGGGGGGGGGGGGGGGGGGGAGAUGAAUAGUAAGCGAAACCUAUUUGAUAUCGUGUUCUUUUUUAAAUCAUACAAAUCGUGUUAUACUGUAAUUAAAAUAUACUAACAACGCGAGAAAUAUAUGUACGAAGAAAGCAGGCGCACGUAAAAAUAACGCACGCACUUGCAUAAGCAAUUCGGAAGAAUGAAAUGUUUUUCUUUUAGAAACGUUUACAAAAUUAUAUGCCAAACGCGAUAAAACGAAAAUACUAAUUACAAUUUAUAAGAACAACAAUGAAAAGCAAACAUGCAAUUAGAUAUUGGUACUGACGAUAAAUGAGGAAAAUACCCACCGGAGAAAAUGAAUAAACAGCAUCGAUUUACAACAACAACAUUGCAACACAGAACUAAGAAUAAAAGGAAGCUCUUAGAUUACGAUACAUUCUCACUCAUAGCCACUUAAAUUGAUACUUUGCUAUUGAAUCCGAUUUAUAUCGACAUAAAAGUAAUGCAGAACCGUUGGUUGCGAGAAGAACUAGUAAACCAAUGAACCAUUCUUAUAGCGCGUCUCUCUAGUAUUCAAAUUCGAAUAGAAGAACCGUAUAACUCGAAAGUGAUAGCAAUAGAAAUAUAGAGGUAGAGCAAAUCAAUUAAACUCUUCUCCAAUUAAGCUAAAACGUAGUUAAUCAAUUCGCGAUAGAUGCUAAUCCGGUGGCGAUAAAAAGCGUUUGCGAGUGCCCUCGACGGAUGCAACUUGGUGCAAGGAGGAUGCAUUUGCAUUUAGCCAAUCGGAACCCGGGAGCAAACGCAAGAAACGCCGGGAGCAAAACGGGAACGUCAGUAUUUUUACAUCUUUUUUCUUCAUCUGCCCUUAAACUCGUUAGCUUCCUUACUGCAAUCGAUCCGUACAAUCUGUAUGCCAUUGCUACGAAGGAAAAGUGAAAAGAAAUGCGCUUCUUUGAGUCCCAAUGACUCCGUGGUGAAGGUGCACGGCGAUCGCAGCAUUCUCACGCCGACAAUAGCAUAAGUAACGCAACUGUUCAACAUUUAUCUUACUCUCCCGGUGCUCGCCGGGAAAAUCCUCUUGACCUACCACAAGCGUCGACACACACGCUCCCGGGCUUUUUCUCCGGGCUUCUGGAAAACGUUUCGUUUUUCACAUCGCCCGAACCGAACGAUAAAUCAAUCGGGCAGCAGCACGACUCGAUUUUCAAAACGGUUAGUUUGUUUUCGAUUCGAAUCGAAACAGUUUUCCUCAAAUUUCCCUUCCCGUUCGGCCAAGCACCGGCAACACUUCUUUGCUUUUGCCGGAAUUAAAUUGUGAUCGGCUGAUGUCAGACUCUUUUUCCAACGGGGUUUUAAACCCUCCUUCCUUCACAACCCGGCGUACAAUAUGAAACAUUUACAAACGAGUUUAAAAAAAAUUAUAGUCGACUGUCGAAGAGUAAAGCAAAAGAUGUGCGUACAAUAUUACAUAAAAA